Molecule: messenger RNA, 1454 nt
Organism: Topomyia yanbarensis
Lineage: Eukaryota; Metazoa; Arthropoda; Insecta; Diptera; Culicidae
Exons: 3
Coding region: 93-1400 (435 amino acids)
Source: RefSeq, a predicted model, not a curated record
UAUGUCAUCAAGCGUGGUAGCCUACCUGGGUAACGAACUAAUUUCAGGUUAAUUUACUCCGUGGAAGCUCGUCGAAACGAUUGAAGAAAGAUAUGGAAAUGGCUCUUCAAAUGAAUCUAGAACCAAUUUUUGAUCCAACAGAAACCCACCACACUGGUGAUAUCAAACGAACAAUAAAAAUGGAGUUCUCAAAUGACAGUAAUUAUCCGGAAAAUCGUUGGUCUCGAUAUUUCGAAGGCGAAUCAUCGAGCGAUUCCGAUCACAGCGAGAAAAAAAUGAUUGCCUGUUAUGCACGAAACGACGAUAUGCAAAACAUCGCGAAUCCACACCACAGUCUGCCGGCAGUCUGUGCACGUUCCUACGAAAGCGUCAGAACGAAACCAAAUCCUAACAAUGCACGUAGAAAGCGCUACAUGUGGCACCGAAGGCAGGGUUUAUCUUCAAAGGAAGCAUGGGAGAAAUCCAAACAACCUAUGCCAGCUAAAUUGCAAGCGGCCAGAAAGUUCAAACGGAGUGUUAACAUAAGACGUUCUCCUCCUUCAUCGUGGAGAGGAAAAAACUGGAAUUACUUGAAAAACUGGGAACUUUCGGGCAUGUCUACCGAGCCUCACAGGCCGUUGACAAACAUGUUUGAUAGAAACACAAUGCACGAAAACGAAAGAGAACCUGCCGAGGUCAUGAAUAGAGAAAAUGCAACGCCUUAUCCUGCGUCUUGGAGAGAAAGAAACUGGAACCAUUCUAACGUGUUUGUCAAUCCUGAAAAUUCACAGAGGACAGGAAUGUUUGAUGGUGGAAACUCAACGCAUUCGCAAAUAUAUGACCACGAAAGAGAAACUAACUUUAGCGCGAUUAACACGGAUAUCAAAAUUGGCAUUAUUCCCAAGAACUAUCCCGAAGCACUUUUGGGCACAGAGGAGGCAGCUAACAUCAGAAAAGUGGUAUUACAACUGAUGGUGACGCAAAGGGCUAACAAUAAUAUUAAGCCACAAUUCACCCAGAACACCGAACUCAGAUUGGGCUUCAUGGUGUUUCACUGCUCCGAUGAAGGAACUGCUAGGUGGCUUGAACAACAGGUGCACUGGGAUGAUCUGGGCUGUUACACGGUAAGGGAAUCGGAAAUCCCAACCGGACUUGCCGUCGUGGGACAUUUUCAGGACAGUGCUGAGGACACGACUGACUUCAUUCUUGGCAUGAUAGAGGCACAAAAUGACCUGCUGAGUUCUGGCUGGAGGCAACUCGAUCGUCAAAAUUAUGAAAAUCUGGCCAUUCUCACCCUGGAGGUGGAUCCCUGCUCCUGGCAGACACUUGAACGGCUGGGAUUCGAGAUAGUUUUUGAGUUCGGUCAAAAGGUUCAGCUGAAGCCGACUGCUAUGGAAGAAGGGGGUUACACGUGGUGUUAAGUUUUGUGUGGAUACUAUUUAUUUCUAAUAUUUCUUUGUUUUCUUGUUUAUAAA